UGGUGUAGGAGGGAUGGAUCUCUUCAACAAGCGUUUGCUUGCCUUCUUCUUGUGUACCUUCCCAUCGGAAAUUGCUUAGGAAGAGUCUUUGAGAUAUUAAGAUGUUUCCUUGCUCUGUCACAGCACCCUAUAAGGACUGCCAGGCAAUAAUGAAGGUUCUUUUACUGAAGGAUGCUAAGGAAGACGACUGUGGCCAGGAUCCGUAUAUCAGGGAAUUAGGAUUAUAUGGACUUGAAGCCACUUUGAUCCCUGUUUUAUCAUUUGAAUUUUUGUCUCUUCCCAGUUUCUCUGAGAAGCUUUCUCAUCCUGAAGAUUACGGGGGACUCAUUUUUACCAGCCCCAGAGCAGUGGAAGCGGCACAGUUAUGUUUGGAGAAAAACAAUAAAACUGAAGUCUGGGAAAGGUCUCUGAAAGAAAAAUGGAAUGCCAAGUCAGUGUAUGUGGUUGGAAAUGCUACUGCUUCUCUAGUGAGUAAAAUUGGCCUGGAUACAGAAGGAGAAACCUGUGGAAAUGCAGAAAAGCUUGCAGAAUAUAUUUGUUCCAGGGAGUCCUCAGCACUGCCUCUUCUAUUUCCCUGUGGAAACCUCAAAAGAGAAAUCCUGCCGAAAGCGCUCAAGGACAAAGGGAUUGCCAUGGAAAGCGUAACUGUGUAUCAGACAAUUCCACACCCAGGAAUCCAAGGGAACCUGAACAGCUACUAUUCCCAGCAGGGGGUUCCAGCCAGCAUCACAUUUUUCAGUCCCUCUGGCCUCACAUACAGUCUCAAGCAUAUUCAGGAGUUAUCUGGUGACAAUAUCGAUCAAAUUAAGUUUGCAGCCAUCGGCCCCACUACGGCUCAUGCACUGGCCGCCCAGGGCCUGCCUGUAAGCUGCACUGCAGAGAGCCCCACGCCACAAGCCCUGGCCACUGGCAUCAGGAAGGCACUCCAGCCCCAUGGCUGCUGCUGAGUCAGCCACCUGUCGCUUGCCCCAUGCAGCCUCCCUGGGCUGGGCUGGCUCUGGAUGGAGCUGGGCAUUGGCAAGGGCUCUCAGGAGCUGCUGCCAUCAGACUCCUGCUUCAAGCCUGAGUGGAAGCAUCUGAGGACCGGGGAUCAGGACCUGACCUGGGGCUGGCCUCAGGCCCACAUGCACGUGACCACCCUCUGUGGAAGCCAGCUUGAACCCUAGCCCUGUGAGAGCUUCCUGUGCCCAGCAGGAAGGAAAUAAAAUAAACCACACUGGCUGCCCUGCUUAC
Molecule: messenger RNA, 1233 nt
Organism: Mandrillus leucophaeus (drill)
Lineage: Eukaryota; Metazoa; Chordata; Mammalia; Primates; Cercopithecidae
Gene: UROS
Product: uroporphyrinogen III synthase
Exons: 9
Coding region: 102-947 (281 amino acids)
Biological process (GO): uroporphyrinogen III biosynthetic process
Molecular function (GO): uroporphyrinogen-III synthase activity
Source: RefSeq, a predicted model, not a curated record